Schistosoma rodhaini is the source of this 11664-nucleotide messenger RNA. Lineage: Eukaryota; Metazoa; Platyhelminthes; Trematoda; Strigeidida; Schistosomatidae. The record is from the annotation of a GenBank genome assembly.
UAAAAAGUUAAAUCGAUUAUUUAUCAGGAUAUAUGUGACACAAAACUAGAUAAACAGUGACAUCUAAUUUUUACUGAUUAUCAAUUUCAUAGUUUUAAAUCACUCCAGAAUUAUUUCCGUCUUUACAAUAAUUUACCUACAUAUAUAUAGAAAAUUCAAUCUUGGAAUUAAUAUACACUUAUAUAUUGUUACAUUUUGCUUUUGUUCAGUCACUGAAUAUCAUCUGUGAGACAGUAAAUUCAAUCUAUUCUGUGGUCAUAUGAAAGAUAAUGUUCAAAUUCCAUGUACUAUCCAAAGUAAACUCAUUACAACGAUUGUUGUACUUAGUUGGAUUAUAUCUUGUAGUAAUCGCUCAGUUGGUGAGAUCCCAAUCUGAUCUAGAUCGAUGUGCAAUAGUUUGUGCUCCUGAAAAGUGUCAGUGUGUCGGUCCACAGGGAAUACAGGGGCAACCUGGUCCAAUUGGUGUACGAGGUUCGGAAGGGCCUCCAGGUGAUAUAGGUCUCAUUGGACUUCGUGGACCACUAGGUGAGAAAGGUGAACAAGGAAUUCCCGGCGUAUUGGGUCCAAGAGGUGAAAAGGGUUUACCUGGUCAACCGGGUUAUCCCGGUAACGAUGGUGAUCCAGGUCAUCCUGGUAUGAGGGGAAUGAAAGGGGAAAAAGGAGAUAGUGGAUGUGAUGGUGAAUCGGGAGAUAAUGGUGAACAAGGUGAACCUGGUUCCCCAGGUAUGAUAGGCACACCUGGUGAACCAGGAACUAAAGGUCCUAAAGGAUACACUGGAGGUUCAAGACAAGGAUUAAUGGGUGAGAAGGGAGAUCAAGGUGAAAUCGGUCAACCUGGGGAAGAUGGUUUGCCAGGACUUGAUGGAGAAGAUGGACUUCCUGGUCCACGUGGACCUCAAGGAGAAUCAGGAGCCGUAGGUUUGAUGGGAGACAUCGGUCCCAAAGGUGAAAGUGGAGUAUACAAUUAUACGAAUAUAAUUCCUGGAGAUCGUGGUGAACCAGGUCCUCGAGGACAAGAUGGUCAACCAUGUGAAGAUAUGGACCGCGAAUAUACUGAAGAAGAACUUAUCAGUUUUACAAGAGGUCAAGCUGGAGACAUAGGUCCUCCAGGACCUAAAGGUGACAGUGGAGAGCCAGGGGAUGAAGGUGAUAUGGGUCUACAAGGUGAAGAAGGAUCAAUUGGUAAAAAAGGUGAACCUGGUGAACCCGGACUAGAUGGUGAUCCUGGAGAAGACGGUGAUAUGGGACCGAUUGGACAAGCAGGUAAUUUGGGUUCUGAUGGUCCACCUGGACCAGAAGGUGCAAUCGGUGGAAAAGGUGAUCGAGGUCCACAUGGUCGUGAUGGUUUACAAGGUGAUCCAGGACCAGCUGGAAUCCCUGGGAAAGCUACUUGUCCAGUCGAGUUUUUUCCAAAAGGUGAAAAGGGUCUCCCAGGUCAUCCUGGUGACAAGGGAACUCAAGGGGAACCUGGCUUACCAGGUGAUCAAGGGGAAAAAGGUGUUCCAGGCGAUGAAGGCCUAAAAGGAGUAAGAGGAAGCCAAGGUAAAAUUUGUGAACCUGGUCCACAAGGUCCCUUAGGUGUUAAGGGUUGGUAUGGAAAAAAUGGAGCACAAGGACAACCUGGAGUUGAUGGAGACCCAGGACAACCAGGCCAAAGAGGGUUACCUGGAGAUGAUGGUUUUGGUCAUAUAGGUGAAAUCGGAGAGGUUGGUGUGGAAGGUUUACGUGGUAUUAAAGGUGAAUCUGGUGAAGAAGGUGAUCCUGGAGAAAAGGGAUUUGGUGGAGAUAGUAAUGUCGGUCCAGUUGGUCCUCGUGGUGAACCUGGUGAUGAUGGAAGUGAUGGAGAACCUGGAAAACACGGUGAACCUGGACCUCCAGGUCCAAAAGGUGAACCGUUAUCUGUUUGCCCUUUGUGUAAAGAUGGUGAUGCUGGUCUGCGUGGAGAAAUAGGGGAUCCAGGUGAAAAUGGUGAAAAGGGAGGUGAUGGUAUGCCAGGUGAUAGAGGUGAUACUGGACGACUAGGUGAAGAUGGUUUGAUCGGUCUACCGGGAACCAAAGGUGAAAAAGGUCGUAUUGGUGAAAAUGGUUUUAGUGGUGACCCCGGCGAUCCUGGAGAAUCUGCUGUUGUGUCUCGGGUUGUAGAAGAUGUUAUCCCAGGCGAUGAAGGUGAUGAAGGCCAUGAAGGUAGUAUUGGUGAUAUUGGCGAUAGAGGCGAUGAAGGAGAACCUGGUCCUAUUGGUGAUGAGGGUCUUAAAGGACAACAAGGUACAGAUGGUGAACAAGGACCAAUUGGUGAAGUUGGAGAUGACGGUGACGAUGGUGAAACAGGUGAAAACGGUAUCGAUGUCAAAGGCAUGGUUGGUGAACUGGGUGAAAGAGGUGAUGAGGGUUUAGUCGGUGAGAAAGGUGAAAAAGGCAUAGCUGGAGUGAUGACCAACUGUACAAUUGAUUGGAGACAAUUAGUAGCAAAAAAUGAAUCUGAAUUGAUUGGGGAUCGUGGAGAGAAAGGCGAUGAUGGUGAGGUUGGUGAAAAAGGUUCUCGAGGGAUUGAUGGACGUAAAGGUGAAAUAGGUCAAACGGCAGCACCAUCUGAACGAGGUGAAACUGGUUUGCCAGGUCCUGAUGGGGAAAAAGGUGAUCCAGGUCCACCAGGUAUUGAAGGUCCUCAAGGACUUCAAGGAGUUCCUGGUGAAGUGAUUGAUGGGAUCGAAGGAGAUGUCGGCGAACAAGGUCCUGAAGGCCCAAAAGGAUUUAAGGGGGAAGAAGGUGAUGUGGGUGAUAGUGGUGAUUCACCAGAACGUACUAAAGGUGAGCCUGGACCUGCCGGUGAACCUGGAACCGAAGGAGAUGAAGGAGACCCAGGUAUUCCUGGACAAAAGGGAGAGCCUGGGGCUGAAGCCGGUCAACAAGGAGAAACUGGUAGCUCUGGAGAAAAGGGAGAUCCUGGACCUAAAGGUCUACCUGGCCCUAAAGGAGAACCCAGUUCAGAUAUGGAGUCAGGUGAUGAAGGUCCCAAGGGCGAACCUGGUUUAAUGGGAUCAGAAGGAGAAAAAGGUGGUGUUGGUGACGUUGCUGAAUGCAAUGAAGCCGGUUUACUUGGAGAUCCUGGACCUGAUGGAGCAAUGGGAACAAUUGGCAAUUCAGGUGAUGAUGGAGAACAAGGAGAAGAUGGUGAUGUUGGACAGGAAGGAGAACCGGGUCCUGAUGGAGAACGAGGUGAGAUCGGUGAUACGGGAAUAGAAGGUAUUCGCGGUAUUACUGGAGAAAAAGGUGAACCAGGCAAUAUCGGUGAUGUGGGUGAAAAGGGUUCUUCUGGUCCAAAGGGUGAAACUGGAGAUAUUGGCCCACAAGGCCCACAGGGUGCGGAUGGUCCUCAGGGUCCGACUGGUGAUCCUGGACAGACUGGAGAAUUUGUGGAAGGCGAACGAGGAGAUACUGGGCCAGAUGGAAAUCAAGGAGAACAAGGUGAAAAGGGUGAACCCGGUACAGCUGGAGAAGUUGGUGAAACAGGUCCUACCGCUGAAACUCUACCAGGUAUCAAAGGGGAACCUGGACAACCUGGUGAAGACGGUCAAUUAGGUGAACCUGGGUCAGAUGGUAACGAUGGAGAACCUGGGCCAAAAGGUGAUGAAGGUUCAAUAGGGGAGCCUGGACCAAAGGGGUCACGAGGUCCACGCGGUAAAAUUGGAAAUGUUGGUGCAGAGGGCAGUAGAGGAGCCAAAGGAAAUGUUGGUUCUGAGGGCGAGAUAGGCCCAGAUGGUGAGAAAGGAGACAGGGGAGAAGCAGGUGACAUUGGUCCUCCAAGUUAUACGACUGCUGGACUCAAAGGCAGAGAAGGACUGGAAGGACCUCAAGGAGAACAAGGUCAAGCUGGUGACUCAGGAGAGCAAGGAGAAUCAGGUAUACCCGGUGAAGAAGGUGAUCAAGGUGAUGAAGGACUAACUGGUGAGGCUGGGGAAAUCGGAACACCUGGUUUAGAAGGUGAUAUAGGACCUGAAGGAAACGAAGGUCCGAUAGGAGAGCAAGGUUCGGAAGGAGAUGUUGGUAUGAUAGGAGCUUAUGGACCAGAGGGAGAAAAAGGUGAACCAGGUCUUAGAGGUGAUGCAGGUGAAGCCGCUACAAACUGUUCCAUUGGGCCGAAAGGUAAACAAGGUCGACUAGGCCCAUUGGGUUUGCCUGGACCACAAGGACCACCUGGUGAUCAAGGACUACCUGGGCUACGUGGUAGGGAUGGUCCACCAGGGGUCGGAGUAAUUGGAGCACCAGGAGAACUUGGUGACACUGGACAUAUCGGUCUACCUGGAGAAGCAGGAGAACCAGGAGAUCAAGGUCCUGAAGGCCCUUCAGGUUUGGCCGCUCUUACUGGUGAGCAAGGAAUGAAAGGAGAACGAGGAAUACCAGGGGAUAUUGGGGAUCCAGGAAUAGGAGGUGUUCAAGGUCCUCCUGGUUACGAUGGAGAGAAAGGCAUACAGGGACCACAAGGUUCAUCAGGAAUAGAUGGGAUUGAUGGUAAUAUGGGACCAAAAGGGUUUUCUGGAGACCAAGGUCCGUCUGGAAUUCGUGGACAAAUUGGUGAUCAGGGUGAAACGGGCGAAGCUGGUAUCGAGGGUCCAAAGGGGGCUCAAGGAGUUUCAAUAAGAGGCGGGGUUGGCAAAAUAGGUGAUCCUGGCGAAAAUGGAGCUCUUGGAGAGCAAGGAGACCCUGGUCCUGAUGGUGAAGUGGGGGAUGAUGGGGAUAUUGGUGAAAAAGGAGAAAAAGGUCAACCUGGACUAUUAGAAGGUGAGAGAGGUGAGGUAGGUGAUGUAGGGGAACGUGGAGAUACUGGAGAAGUUGGACCUCCUGGUCCGAUCGGUGGUGUUGGCCUCAAAGGUAAAGAUGGUGAGAAAGGACAGCCAGGUCAAACGAAUUAUUCUUCUAUACUAUUUGCUCGUCAUUAUCAGACACCGUUUGUUGAUGACCUUACAUGUCCAACUGGAACAAAUAAACUGUUUACUGGUUACAGCUACGUUAUGGGAGGAGGUGUGGAUGAUUUAGUCAGCAUGGAUUUAGGUACACCAAGUUCGUGUUUGUCGAAGUUCAGUUCAUUACCAAUGACUCAAUGUGAAAGGGAUACAACCUGUCAAUCAAGUAUGAGACAUGAACGAUCCUACUGGUUGGCCACAUUAGUACCUCGAUCUGAACAGCCGAUUCCAGUAGACCAAACGGCUGAUCAAAUUGCUAGAUGUGUAGUCUGUGAGGCUCCUGCACAUGUGUUUGCUUUCCAUAGUCAAGGUGAAACACUACAACCAUGUCCGAAUACUUGGACUGAAUUGUGGACAGGUGUUAGUUUAAUACUUCAUACUUCUGGUGCUCAUGGUGGAGGUCAACAGUUGUCUUCACCUGGAAGCUGUAUGGAACACUUCCGUUAUUCACCAGUUAUUGAAUGUAAUAAUAAUGUAGGGAUGUGUAGAAGAGAACUAUUAAUAAUCGAAUCCAGACCAAUGCAUAUCCUGUUGCUGUCAGGACAGAAACAGGCAAACAAUAUUGAUCUUCAGUAUAUCAGUGCAAAACUUUUGACAUUUAUAUUUCUGGUUACGUUUAUUACUUUUAAUGGAAUUCCUUUUGCACAAUCGCAAUUUCGUCGAGAUAUUGAUUGUUCCAUAAGAUGUGAUUACAAUUUUUGCAGAUGUUUUGGACCACAAGGACCACAGGGUGAUCCAGGUCCUCGAGGUCCACCUGGAUCUAUCGGUCCUAAAGGUUAUCCUGGUGAACAAGGACCACCGGGGCUAAGGGGUAUGAAAGGUGAUCCUGGACGAGAUGGAGCUGAUGGUCCUGUUGGAGAAAGAGGUCCGUCAGGGGAUUUCGGCCCACCAGGAAUGCACGGUGAACAUGGUGAGAGUGGAGAAACGGGUGAAAAAGGUGCCAAAGGUAUUGCUGGUUGCCCUGGAGGGAAAGGUGAUCCAGGUGAAAAAGGUGAACCUGGAAGACAGGGUAUGGAUGGUGACCGAGGACUGCCUGGUAUAGAUGGCGAACGUGGUGAUCCUGGUGAAUCUGGAUUUGGGAGACGAGGACUACCAGGUCCGAAAGGAGAACCUGGUAAUAUUGGUCCAAAAGGUGAUGAUGGAAUUCAAGGUGAACGUGGUGACCCUGGAUUGCCUGGAUUAGAAGGAGACAGAGGUGAAGAUGGUGACUUCGGUGUACCUGGUGAAGCUGGUGAGCCAGGAGAAAGUAUCAUUGACACUUAUACGCCAGUCAAAGGUGCUCCAGGCUCACCUGGAGAUCCUGGAGAUCCAGGCAGAAAUUGUUCAGUUACCACAUUGGAACAAGGCCGAAAAGCUCUAAUUGGACCUCCUGGCGAUCGAGGUGAUACAGGUCCUAAAGGCUAUCCAGGUUCUAAAGGAGCGAAAGGAAUAAGAGGCAUAGAUGGAACUAUUGGUUUGCCGGGAGUGAAAGGACUUCCAGGUCCCGAUGGGCCACUGGGUCCUAAAGGCAUUAAAGGAAGUGCUGGACAACCAGGUGUUAAAGGUGGUCAAGGACGUGAUGGUUUAAUUGGUGAUCGUGGUCCACCAGGUCCUAAAGGUGUACCUGGAGAUCCAGGGGCAGAUGGACUACGCGGAUUUGUUGGAGAUCCUGGUGAACCUGGGGGUACUACAGAAUGCACAGGUAUUUUACCUGGGAGACCUGGACAACGUGGUAUACCUGGAGAACCUGGAGAGAAAGGAUUUCCUGGGAUUCCUGGAUCCAUAGGAGACAGGGGAUUGAAAGGCUUGGUUGGUCCACAAGGACCUGUUGGUGAUCCUGGAUUUGACUGUCCCAUUGGACCACCUGGUCCACCGGGUCCAAAAGGAUCACCUGGUGAUGACGGACGAAGUGGUUUACCUGGACUACCUGGAAGUCCAGGUGAUGAUGGACUACCGGGUGAUAAAGGAGAACCGGGUAUUGGCCAUAGAGGUGCGCCGGGUGAUCCUGGAGAUAGAGGUUAUGAUGGGCCUCAAGGUCCGAAAGGUCCAAAGGGUUUAAAAGGUGAACGUGGAUUGCCGGGUACUAAAGGAUCUGGUCGUCCUGGUCCACCAGGUGAAAAAGGUGAACGCGGAUUGGAUGGUUUAGCUGGAAAACAUGGAAAACAAGGUCCAAUGGGGCCUCAAGGUGAACCUGGAGAACGAUGUAGUUUGUGUAGACCCGGUAUACCUGGAGCAAAGGGUGAAAAAGGCGAUAUCGGUUCAGCUGGUCUUCCAGGUCCACGAGGUCGAGAUGGUGCCAAAGGAGAACGAGGGAGUCGCGGUGCUCCUGGAAAUCAAGGUCGUACGGGUUCACAGGGUUAUGAAGGCGAUCAAGGUGAACAUGGUCUCCCUGGACCAAAAGGUUUCAAAGGUGAACCAGGUGAAACAAGAACAGAAUACACUGGAAUUCUAAAAGGCCCUAAAGGUUAUCCGGGUGUGGAUGGAGUCAAAGGCGACAAAGGAAUCAAGGGUAUUAUAGGCUCUCCAGGAGAAAAAGGAGACCGAGGAUUAGAAGGACCACAGGGUGACCCUGGUUUACGAGGUUUACCUGGACAGAAAGGUCCUAAAGGUAUACUAGGCGAAAAGGGUUACAAAGGUGCGACAGCUGAAGUUAGAUUUGGUGAUAAAGGUGAAAAAGGUCAACCUGGACGUCCUGGACUGAAAGGUGAACUAGGCGAUUCUGGAGAACCUGGAAAUUGUACUGUGAAUGUUAUUCAAAGUCGUAAUUUAACUGUUGAAAAAGGUGAUCGCGGACCUAAAGGUGAACCUGGACCAAGAGGAGAUAAAGGAAAACCAGGUGAUGAGGGUCCACCUGGUCAACCUGGAGAUAGUGGGAUUAGAGGUGAAAAAGGACUUCCAGGAAUACCUGGACCUGCCGGAAUAAAAGGAAUUGUAGGUGAAUCAGGUGAUCCUGGUGAACAGGGUAGUCCAGGAGUACCAGGGGCCGCUGGAGUUACCGGAGUGAAAGGAGAUGUAGGUGAUAUUGGUCCGGUAGGAGAUCGUGGUUACCCAGGUCCAAAAGGAGAAAAAGGAUUGCCUGGUCAACCUGGAACUGGAAUCCCCGGAGAACGUGGUGAACCUGGGCGGCCAGGUAUACCAGGUCCAAAAGGUUCGCAAGGAGACCCUGGUAUAAUUGGUGAUUCAGGAGAUCCAGGAUUAAAUGGAAGACCUGGAUUAGCAGGAGAACGUGGAGAUAUUGGUCCACCGGGACUUCAAGGUGAUCCUGGUCCAAGUGGUGGUGCUGGUAUCAAGGGAAUCAUCGGUGAUCCAGGAGAUAGUGGAGAACCAGGUUUGCCUGGACGUCCUGGUAUACCUGGAGAUAAAGGCAGAUGUCUGGGAGCAGCAGACAAAGGAGAACCUGGACCUCCUGGUCCAGAAGGUCCAGAAGGACAAAAAGGCGAACCUGGAUUAAGAGGUGCGAAAGGAGAGCGAGGACCAUCAGGUCCAAUUGGACGACCAGGUGAAAAAGGUUUAAGGGGUGAACCAGGCUUACCUGGACCAGAUGGUCCUUCAGGAGAUACAGGUCCUCCUGGCCGUCCCGGAACUACUGGUCCUAAAGGCUUUGAAGGAACGACUGGGCCAAAAGGAUUUGAAGGACCACCAGGUGGUCCUGGUGAUGAAGGUCAACCGGGUCCAAAGGGUGAACCUGGUAUUCCUGGUGCAGACUCAUUUGGUGAAAAAGGUGAUACGGGAGAACGUGGUCCUCCGGGUGAUGUUGGAGAAAAAGGUUCCACUGGAAAACCUGGUUUGCGUGGACCUCCAGGUGAUGCAGGAACCAAUGGUCAAGCAGUAGUUGGAGAUGUUGGUGAUACCGGAGAUGUCGGUGAGAAAGGUCUUCCAGGGAUGCCUGGAGACCCUGGACUACCUGGACCUAAAGGUUCCCCUGGAGUAACAGGUUUGAUUGGGCCGAAGGGCAUAAUGGGCGAUCCAGGAGUGCCAGGUUUGCAAGGCCGUCCGGGAAAACCAGGUCAGGAAGGCCCACCUGGCUUGUUAGGUCCUAAAGGUUUUCCAGGGGGGAAGGGUCAGAAGGGUAUCAAAGGGGAACGUGGUGAACCAGGAGAAACAAUAGUUGGCCGUGACGGGGAACCUGGAGAUAUGGGAGAACGAGGCAUUCCUGGACUUCCGGGACCCAAAGGAGACAGAGGAUUUCCAGGUGAUGCUGGACCAAAAGGCUUACGCGGUUUACCAGGUCGGGUGGGUGACAAAGGUCAAACUGGAGUAUCUGGGGAUAAGGGUGAACCAGGUAUCACUGGAAACGAUGGAUACCCAGGUAGAAAGGGAGAUAAAGGUGAAUCCGGUGAUAUCGGACCUAUAGGUGAUCCUGGACCAAGAGGACAACCCGGACCUAAGGGUUUCCCCGGUGCUCCUGGCCAGUGUUUACCAGCUGAAGAAAGUCCUAUUGGAGAUCCUGGUCCACAAGGUCCUAGAGGGCCACCUGGUGAAAAAGGUUUAACAGGGCUACCAGGUAAAGUGGGUAAAACUGGUGAUCCUGGUCCACCUGGAAGAGGUAUUCCUGGUUCCAAAGGUCAACGAGGUGAUCCUGGGCUUCGUGGCCUUACUGGUCCAAAAGGUGAACAAGGUGAGGCAGGAGACCCAGGUGAUAUGGCCUUACCUGGUGCUAAAGGUCAAAGAGGUUAUCCUGGAAUUAAAGGUGAGAAAGGUGAACUGGGUAUACCAGGAGAUAUUGGCCCAAGAGGUCCGAUUGGAGAUCCAGGUCCCCCAGGGGAUGUUGGAUUACCAGGUGACGACGGAAGAUCAGGCUUAUUGGGCCCUAGAGGCGAUAAAGGAGAUACUGGCUGGCCAGGAACAGUUGGAAUGAAAGGUGAAAUUGGAGACGUUGGUGAUCCUGGACCAAUAGGUAUACCUGGAAUACCUGGAGAAGAUGUUAUUGGUCUUCCUGGAGUCAAAGGAGAAAAAGGUGAACCAGGAAAACCUGGACAAAAAGGUAUGAUUGGGGAGCCGGCACCGCGGGGAUUAAAAGGAGCUAAGGGAGAAAUGGGAUUGCCCGGUCCCACUGGUAGAGAACCUGGAGAACCAGGGCCGAAAGGAGACCCAGGAUUAAAAGGUAUUCCUGGUGAUAUUGGUCCAAGAGGUAUGCCUGGAGAUGUUGGACCCCCCGGACCCGAAGGAUUCAGCGGUCCUCCUGGCCAAGCGCUGCAGAGCACCUACUUGUUCACAAGGCAUUUCCAAAAUCCUGACACUGAACCUGUAUGUCCUCCAGGUUCACAAAAAAUAUCAGACGGAUAUAGUUUUGUAAUGGCAAAUGGAAAUGGUGAAUUAGUAACCAUGGAUUUAGGUUCUCAUAGUUCAUGUCUAAGUAUGUUCAGUAUAAUGCCAUUUUUCCAAUGCCUUCGCGAUGGAUCUUGUCAACUUGGUGUUCGAGCUGAUCGUUCUUACUGGUUAGCUACUACGGAACCUCUUCCAAUGAUGCCACUAAAUGUAAGCGAAGUUCAUCGAAGAGUUGCUCGUUGUGUUGUCUGUGAAGCACCAACACAACCUUAUGCUUUUCAUGCACAAGCAAAUCAACUUCAAGAAGUUAACUGUCCAGAAGGCUGGGCAAGACUUUGGGAUGGAUAUAGCUUUGUAAUGCAUAGUGUUGGAAGUACUGGUGGUGGUCAACAACUUUCAUCGCCCGGCAGCUGUCUUGAAUAUUUCAGUUAUUCUCCAUUGUUAGAAUGCAAUAAUGGUAUGAGUUUGUGCAAUUAUUGGUCAGAUGCAAAAGCUUAUUAUCUACGUCAUGUUAGUAAUAAUACAGAAUUUCAAAAACCAGUCAGUCAAUAUAUUACAGAUCAUUUACCAGAUGAAACUAAAGUACUACGUGAAAUAAGUCGAUGUCGUGUUUGUACUAAGUCACGGUUUCAAUCAUAUUUUGUCUAAUUAAAAAGAAGAUGCAAAUAAUAAGAAGAAUGAAAUGAAAAUAUUAAACAUUUAUGCAAUUUUUAUGGAGUUAAAACGAUUAUUUCGAUUUAUUAUGCAUUAAUUCAGGAUGAUCUAUAAAAGUAUAUAUGUAUGUCGCUUGAUGAUAAACAUUUGCCUCUAUUGUUUUUACCAAUUUAUUCUAGAUGCUUAUUUCUAUUUAACUGUUUUCUUUGAAAAAAAAAUUUUUCUUUUCACCAAUAUUACAUUUUUUGCUUUCUAUGUCGUUUCUGAACUCUUUCCCUUCACGCAAGUGAUAUAUACGUGUAUUUUAUUGCAAGUGAAUUUGUGUUUUAUUAUGAAUCUGAUUAUUAUUACGGUUAUUAUUAUUAUAAAUAUUAUUAUAUUUAAAUGAAAUAGAGAAUCUUAAAGCUACAUAAAGAAUUUUUGUCUACAUAAUAUCUCCUACUUUGAUGAGUUAGAGGGAAAUUUCUUCUGAUGAAUGUUUGUUGUAACUGCCCUUUAUAAUCUAAUCUUUACAAGCCUAUUGGGUGUUAUAUUUUGUUUUACGUGAUUAUAUAAAAACAGACGGAUUUCAUUUUUUAAGGAUUUUUCUUUUAAGAUUGUCCAUUGAAAGCGUUUUUCAAAAGUAUCUGUCUCCCGUUCCUUUCUAUCUUUAUCCAUUGUAAUCACAAAAUAUUAUAUAAUGUCAAAUUUUAUAUAAUCAAACUCAUAUCAAUCAAAAAUAACCUUUGGAUUAACUAAAGGAACACUGUUUUAUGAUUAAAAUUUCAAUCAACUGAUAAGAGUUAAAGUUCAUGAUAUAUGC